Schistocerca gregaria is the source of this 3518-nucleotide messenger RNA. RefSeq names its product probable protein phosphatase 2C T23F11.1. The transcript has 8 exons. Gene Ontology annotation, biological process: protein dephosphorylation. The record is from RefSeq and is a predicted model, not a curated record. Gene Ontology annotation, molecular function: protein serine/threonine phosphatase activity; cation binding. NCBI's taxonomy places the organism in Eukaryota, Metazoa, Arthropoda, Insecta, Orthoptera, Acrididae. The coding region runs from base 474 to 1427 and encodes 317 amino acids.
UAUCAUGAAUUAUCUAAUGGGAUCAGACCACUAUUCCAUAGAAUUACAGUCAGUUCAACAUUAUCAUUUGACUCCCAAUAAUCCACCAAGAAACUUGUGGUGAUGUAGCGGUACGCGCCGACAAUCACUAACCGAUUCGACUCGGUUGUGUUAUAGAGAUUGUAAAUAUCUAUGGUUUAUAUAUAUCUUUGUGCGAUAGACUCUAGUUUUAUUUUUCCUACGCUUUUGCGUAGGAAGUGUAUCACGAAAACAAGGGGUUUAGAAAGAAGAAAUUAUUGUCAUAUGUUUUUCAGUUAGCUUUCAGUGUGUGGAAUGCUAUAUGUCCUCUCCGUUUCUUGAACUGAAAUGUAAAUUACAUGUUACCUGCCGUCUUUCAGUGUAUGAGAUCACUUUGAAUUAUAGGAGAAGCAUUAUCCGAAGGUGGUGGGAGGUCCGGUAGCAUUGGUGGCUGCCGGUACCGCCUUUAGGAUAGGAUGGGGCAGACACUUUCGGAGCCGGUGACAACCAAGGAGUCCUCGUGUUGUCAAAAUUCUAAACUUAAGGUGGGCUCCAGCUGCAUGCAAGGAUGGCGAAUCACCAUGGAAGAUGCUCACACGCAAAUUCUGUCGUUACCCGAUGAUCCAGGAACUGCCUUUUUUGGUGUGUAUGAUGGACACGGAGGUGCCUGCAUCGCACAGUACGCUGGUGCCCACCUCCACAACAGUAUUGUGCGCAGGCCAGAAUACAAAGCAGGCAACAUCCCUGAAGCUUUGCGGAAAGGUUUUCUAGAUUUGGACAACAAGAUGCUUUCAGAUGAAGGACUGCGUGGUGAACUUGCCGGCAGCACAGCAAUAGCAGUUCUUAUAAAGGGUUCAAAGCUGUACUGUGUGAGUAUAAUGCAGGCAAAUGUUGGUGAUUCUCGAGCUGUGGCUUGUAUAGCAGGACAUGUAGAACCACUUUCACAAGAUCACAAGCCUAACAAUGAGGCUGAAUGUCGGCGAAUUGUGGCAGCAGGGGGAUAUGUAGAGUUCAACCGUGUCAAUGGCAAUCUUGCAUUAUCACGUGCUCUGGGAGACUUUAACUUUAAAAGGAACAACAGAAAAUCAGCAGAGGAACAAAUGGUAACUGCUUUUCCUGAUGUGGAGAUACGUGACAUCACAACCGAAUGGGAAUUCAUUGUAAUUGCUUGUGAUGGAAUCUGGGAUGUUAUGACUAAUGAGGAGGUGGUGGAAUUUGUUCGAAUGCGAGUGGGCACUGGAAUGGAACCGGAAGACAUCUGCCAAGACCUGAUGAUGCACUGCCUUUCUCCUGACUGCCUGAUGGGUGGCCUAGGGUGUGACAACAUGACAGUUGUCAUUGUCUGCUUUCUGCAUGAGAUGCCUUACUCCAGCCUUUGUGAUCACUGUGCUAAGCCGGUGCCUUUGACAGAGACUGGACUCCUUCAGUGAUGACUAAUUCCUGCCUCGUAUUGUGCUUAAAUGUGUAUGGAUUAAACAGUGAAGUUCCUUGAAUAAGUGUUUGAACUUCAGGGUGAUGCUUAAUGCACUUGAACUGUCUAGAUGAGUCUUAAGCAAUUCAGUGCUUUGUGGGGAUCAAUAACUGUGCCUAUUAAAUCUGGUAUGUGUACUAUUGAUAUUUAACAUUUAUGCAGAUUUUUUUUAAUUCUCCUGAUGUUUUUGUUUAGAGAGAAUUAAGAAUCAUUGAAACUUUCAUAUGAAAUGAGCUAAGUUGUAAUAGUACCCAGCACAUAGUGUUAUGUGUAAUGUUUUCUAGUCAGUCCUUCAGUUGUAAAACCAAGCCCUACAAUAAUUUCGUAUUGUCAGUGUUUGUGCAGUGACAACAGCUACUGUUCUAUAGACCUUGAGGCAAAUGAAAUAAUGCAAGUUACUGGACCAUGUUUUCUUGUCUGCAGCCACAACAAGCUGCACAUUAUUAACAACAGCAGAACUGUGCCAUAGUAGGAGGAAGUGUAAAGGAUAUAAAUUUAUAAUUGGCUAUAAUGUGUGAAAAUUAAAUUUUUAUAGUGGUGUAAGUAAAAUCAUUGAUUACUAGUUAAAUAGGCUGUUUAUUGUUAAAUUAUAUGGUUAAGUUGUUUGUUUCACGACACUGGAACUUUUUAGAUAUGUUUAGCAUCCAAUUAGAAUUUUUACAAUAGUUCUCUGAAAAGUUAGGUAGUGAAGCUGCCUAUUUAACUAAGGAGAAGUUUAUUUGGCUAACACUUUCACCACAAUGCAAGCAAUAUUUCCUUCCUCCUUUUGAAAUUAUCUUGGUUAUCAUCAAUGUUAGUCCCGAUCAAGUACACCAUUCUAACCUACCAUGAAAAUUUAACACAACAGUAAUUUUGAAAGAAGUAGAAGCUUUCAGUUCCUCUGGCUAUGAAAGAUCCACUUCAUCUACCUGUACUUUAUCACGGGUCUCAGUUCUUCAGAGUCAUUGGAGCCUGAGGAGAGUUUGAAACAGAAAUAGAGAGAAGUAAUGUUUAGUUAAAGCUUUGAAAGGCUCAGAUGGAAGAGCAUUGCUCUCAAAAGCUAGGUGUCAAAGAUUGAGAACUGGUGCAGUACACAAUGUUACUGUGGCUAUUCAUUCCAGUGUAAAUUGAGUUACAUUUCAUGAAGAAGAUUCAUCACUGUUUAAUCUCUUUUCUGGUUUCAAGUAUUUAUUCAGGGAAACUAGUUAAACACAAUUAUCCUUCAUUUCAGGGAGUUUUCCUGCAGAGAACUGAGAUCUCACAUUUGGGAUGAGGGUAAGAUCAAAUGGUUCUGUGAUUUCAUUCUCUCUUUGUAGAGAUGACUGCUCUAAGAGUCAUACCUAGUGAUCUGUGAGCAAUGAAAUUAUCAGAAAAUAUUGAGAAAUGUACAUGUACACACUCUGUCUCCUACUACACAUGGAUUAUUGUCAGUGUAGUAAUGCUCCUCUCCUGUUGUUUUAUGUUGAAUAAUGCAACCAUUUUCACACUAAUAGUUUCACUUUGUAACCUUCUCUUGUAUGUGGCUUGUAGUUUCACUUCCACGUCUGUAAUACUGUGAAGUUGCUCACAGACUGCAGCACUUCAAAAUUUAGUAAAGUAUGUGUCACAUUUUACAGCAGACAAAGAAAACUGGUAGUUCAUUAUAACACUGUGAAAAAAGAAUUGUUUCAUUACUGAUUUGGUUCUUUCCAGAAUCAGAAUAUGAAACUAUUUAUUCAUAGGCCUGCCAUGAGAGUAAUUAAUGAACAGUUGUGAUAGUAAAUGCAGAUUACCAAAGAUAAUUUUUCAUUUGUUGCUCUAACUAUAUACCCACGACAGUACAAGUCACCUACUCAUAAUUUGAAAUAGUUUUAUUAUGUUCUGUCAGCAAAUAAAAGUUUUAUUCUUGUGGAAGAGUUCUGAGUAUUAAAUGUAAUUUUCAAUGGAGAAGUGGCUACUAAUUAAUUGGAAUUACUGUCAACUGAUAGCUGUACAAAAUAUUUUCUUAUUUUCAAAUUCAGAGGUUUGUAGAAGCAGAAAUAUCUAUUUUAGAACUUAGAAUAUGGUUAUUAAAAGUAGUAUUGAACAUUCA